AUGGCUCGGACAGCGCACACUGCGCGAGUCCGAUCUCGAAUCGGAAAGCGGAGAACACCUGGACAGAGGGCAGAAGACAGCGACGAAGACCAGCGUGGUGCGCCUGCUUUAAGCUCAGCUGCUCCCGUUGUUGUCGAAGACGUCGACGAAGAGCCUCAAGGUGAGCCUGCUUCUGGUUCUGCAGGUCCAUCAAUGGAGGUGGAGCAGGAGGAAGUGGAGUACACUGGACAUCAACAAGUAAGUCCAACAAGAAAGCGAGGCCGACUACCUGUUCCUGGACGCACGAAACUCAAGGGCAGAACUUCUUUGGCUGAGAUUCUUGCAGCUUCGCCAGUGGACAUUGCACAGAUUCUCAUCCAGAAGGGCUUUUGCAGAGAUUCUCCUACAGCUGGAACGUGUGGAUGUGAGAGUCCAAAGUGGAAGUUGGAGCCUUGCGGUGGUGCCUACUGGCGCUGCAAAGCUUGCAGAAAGACCGUAGCUCUAACAGCUGUUGACUCAGACUUGUUUGGUGGCCAGAGACUUUCUCUUCAAGCCAUUGCAGGAGCACUUUGGCUUUACACGUCAAAGCUUCACCUCUCACCAGACGACUGCAGCCUGCUUCUUGGAGUGGACCACAGAGCAGUUCGCAGCCUUUUCGAGGCCUUCAACCAGUACUUUGUGCCCAUCAUUGACCAGUUGAAUGAUGCCACAGCGCGGAUGUGGAGUUGGACGAGAUUUCCUUUCGAUCUACUGGUCGAUCGCACGGAAUUGUCUGGCUCAGGCCAAGGUGGAGGCGGCCCCAUUUCUGUGGAUGAAAUGUGGUCGGCUCUGCUUUUGGAGUCUGACCAGCCAGUUCUGGCCAGGGGAAGCGUUUGCCACACCGAUGGUGCCAAGGCGUAUCGGUGGUUGUCGAGUCCUUUGAACGAUGGGACUCUGGUGGACGCUGCUGGCUUGAAGCUUUCGCACACGUGUGUCAAGCACAAACCGCCCCACCCAGAGUUUUCCAAGAAAAUGCGUGUCCAGGUGUGGGUGGGAGACCACUACGAAGAGCAGGCAAGAGUUGGAGGGACCCAGAAAAUCGACGGGUUUUUCGCGAGUUUCCGACGUGUUGUUGGAAGACGCCCCUUAAACACUGUAGGCCCUUCCUCCGAAGAGAAGGCGCCCCGCAUGGAGCAGCUCAUGCAUUUCCAUGUGCGACUGUUCCAACUGAAGCAUUGGUUUGGAGGGCAGGACAUGUUUGCUGUUUUCGGAAAGCUUCGACAGUCUCAAAGAGACGUUGGAGCAGUGACUUGGGCAUCCAUGUCUGCCUUCAAACCGCCUUUCGUAAACCCGGAGCCUGCACAGCGCAAUCCGGUAGUUGUUCGGGACGGAGUGCAAGUCCUCACCUUGGACUGA
Molecule: messenger RNA, 1374 nt
Organism: Symbiodinium natans
Lineage: Eukaryota; Dinophyceae; Suessiales; Symbiodiniaceae
Source: the annotation of a GenBank genome assembly